Tupaia belangeri chinensis (Chinese tree shrew) is the source of this 1303-nucleotide messenger RNA. It is a transcript of the gene POU5F1, whose product is annotated as POU class 5 homeobox 1. Lineage: Eukaryota; Metazoa; Chordata; Mammalia; Scandentia; Tupaiidae. Gene Ontology annotation, biological process: regulation of transcription by RNA polymerase II. The record is from RefSeq and is a predicted model, not a curated record. Gene Ontology annotation, molecular function: DNA-binding transcription factor activity, RNA polymerase II-specific; RNA polymerase II cis-regulatory region sequence-specific DNA binding.
AUGGCGGGGCACCCAGCUUCAGAGUUCGCCUUCUCACCCCCGCCAGGAGGUGGAGGGGAUGGGCCAGGGGGGCCGGAGCCGGGCUGGAUUGACCCUCGGACCUGGCUAAGCUUCCAAGGCCCUCCUGGUGGCCCAGGAAUCGGCCCGGUUGGGCCAGACUCUGAGAUGUGGGGGAUUCCUCCAUGCCCCCCACCCUAUGAGUUCUGUGGAGGGAUGGCUUACUGUGGGCCUCCAGUCGGAGUGGGGCUGGUGCCCCCGAACAGCCUGGAGAUGUCCCAGCUUGAAGGCGAGGUGGGAGCAGGGGGGGAGAGGAACUCGGAGGGGGCCUCCCCAGAGCCCUGUGCUGCCCCUCUUGCUGACGUGAAGCUGGAGAAGGAGAGCCCGGAGCAAAACCCCGAGGAGUCGCAGGACAUCGAAGCGCUGCAGAAAGAACUGGAGCAGUUUGCCAAGCUCUUAAAGCAGAAGAGGAUCACCCUAGGAUACACCCAGGCUGAUGUGGGGCUCACCCUGGGGGUUCUCUUUGGGAAGGUGUUCAGCCAGACGACCAUCUGCCGUUUCGAAGCGCUGCAGCUCAGUUUCAAGAACAUGUGCAAGCUUCGGCCUCUGCUGCAGAAGUGGGUGGAGGAAGCCGACAACAACGAAAAUCUUCAGGAGAUAUGCAAAGCGGAGACCCUAGUGCAGGCCCGAAAGAGAAAGCGGACCAGUAUCGAGAACCGCGUGCGGGGCAACUUGGAGAAUAUGUUUCUGCAGUGCCCGAAGCCCACGCUGCAGCAGAUCGGCCACAUCGCCCAGCAGCUCGGGCUGGAGAAGGACGUGGUCCGAGUGUGGUUCUGUAACCGCCGCCAGAAGGGCAAGAGGUCGAGCAGCGACUACGUGCAGCGAGAAGAUUUCGAGGCUGCUGGCUCUCCUUUCUCAGGGGGACCAGUACCCUUUCCUCUCGCCCCAGGGCCCCAUUUUGGUACCCCAGGCUACGGGAGCCCUCAUUUUACCUCGCUGUACUCCUCGGUCCCUUUCCCUGAGGGGGAAGCCUUUCCCCCGGUCUCUGUCACCACUCUGGGCUCUCCCAUGCAUUCCAAUUGAGAUGCCUGCCCUUCCUUAAAAUGGGGAGCAGGGGGAGAGGGCCUGGAGGUAUGUACCAGGGCUUUGGGGAUCGAGUUCUUCAUUCACUAAGGAAGGCGGUGGGGACACGAAGGGUGGCGGUCGGGAGUUUUGGGGAAGCUGGUUGGAGGGAAGUCGAAGUUAAAUGACGCUCUUGAUUUUGAUCCCCAUCACACUCAUCACUUUGUUCUUAAAUAAAGAAGCC